Acaulospora morrowiae is the source of this 312-nucleotide messenger RNA. The record is from the annotation of a GenBank genome assembly. Lineage: Eukaryota; Fungi; Glomeromycota; Glomeromycetes; Diversisporales; Acaulosporaceae.
AACAAUUGGAGCUUCAGUCCAGUGGUUUGGACCAAAAUAAUCCAGAGGACACACAGACUUGCCGAUAUUACCCAGAGCUCAUCAAUUAAAAACAGAUGGAAAGGCAGCAUGAAAACAACAGUAUUUCAAACUCUGACCAUAGCAAACAAGUUGCUAACCAACAAAGAUAAAGCGAACACCUCUUCACUAUUAGCCUUUAGACUCAAACUGUUGAGCGGAAUGUUACUAUCUAGACAACUACUACACGACCGUUACCUGAACACUUAUACUGAUAGCCUCUGCCCUAGGUGCCUUACAGCAGUGGAGACUUAG